AUGGUAGAUGAUAGUGUCCCGCCGGCGACGCUGGAGAAACGCAGCAUCGAUGGCAUCGUGAAGUACAUCAAAGAGAAGAAGAACUGCAAGAUAGUCGUCAUGACGCUGACAAGAAAGCAGACUGGUGCUGGCAUCAGUACGUCUGCUGGAAUCCCCGAUUUCCGCUCGCCAGACACCGGCAUCUACGCCAACCUUGCGCGCCUCGAGCUGCCCUACCCCGAAGCAGUGUUUGAUAUCUCGUACUUCCGCCAGAACCCCCAGCCAUUCUACGCGCUGGCCAGGGAGAUGUUUCCGGGCAAGUACCGGCCUACAGUCACCCACUCGUUUAUUCGGCUUCUUCAUGAUAAAGGGCUGCUUCUCAAGCUAUUUACGCAGAAUAUUGACUGUCUCGAGAGAAGGGCGGGUGUUCCGGGAGAUAUGAUCGUCGAGGCCCACGGCAGCUUUGCAACACACAGCUGUAUAGACUGCAAGGCAGCCUACUUGGACGAGCUGAUGGCCAAGGCGAUUGCAGACAGCGUGAUACCGUCAUGCAGUGAAUGCCAGGGACUGGUCAAGCCAGACAUCGUUUUCUUUGGAGAGGCUCUGCCAGCCAACUUCUUCGCCAGCCGACAACUCCCAGAAGAAGCAGACUUGUGUAUAGUCAUGGGUACCAGUCUGAGCGUGCAUCCGUUUGCCAGCCUCCCGGGCCUAUGUCGAGAAGAGACUCCCCGGGUGCUGAUCAAUCUGGAGCGAGCCGGGUCGCUGGGCUCACGGCCUGAUGACGUCCUGAUCUUAGGAGACUGCGAUAGUGGUGUACGCCGUCUAGCUGAGGCUCUCGGCUGGCUGGACGAGCUGGAGAAACUAUGGGCAGAGACGUGUCCAGAGCUCGGCAGCGGCAGCAAGCAAGUCUCGGAGCAGCAGGACAAGGAGCCGGCAAGCAAGGACGAGCGUCUCCAUGAUGAGGUCGACCGUCUUUCGGCAGAGGUAGAGUCGGCCCUAAAGGCGUCUCGCGAGCAUGAGACCCGGACAAAGGCCCAGCUCGAGGCUCUCCUGGCCGAGGAGAAGGCGACGCAGCCUAACGCCGAGCAAGAGAAGCCGCCCGAAGACCAGCUGGCUGAGUCCAUGGCCGCUCUCAAUGUCUCGUCCAAGGAGGAAGACAAGAUGCGGCCGGUCGAUACAGAUUGA
Molecule: messenger RNA, 1164 nt
Organism: Trichophyton rubrum CBS 118892
Lineage: Eukaryota; Fungi; Ascomycota; Eurotiomycetes; Onygenales; Arthrodermataceae
Exons: 2
Coding region: 1-1164 (387 amino acids)
Molecular function (GO): histone deacetylase activity, NAD-dependent; NAD+ binding
Source: RefSeq, a predicted model, not a curated record